Messenger RNA from Pocillopora damicornis (cauliflower coral), 3536 nucleotides. RefSeq names its product unconventional myosin-If. Gene Ontology annotation, cellular component: actin cytoskeleton; myosin complex; plasma membrane. Lineage: Eukaryota; Metazoa; Cnidaria; Anthozoa; Scleractinia; Pocilloporidae. Gene Ontology annotation, biological process: endocytosis; actin filament organization. Gene Ontology annotation, molecular function: ATP binding; microfilament motor activity; actin filament binding. The record is from RefSeq and is a predicted model, not a curated record.
UGUUCAAGAAUAUAAAGGGUCCCAAGCCUCCUCAUUUGUAUGCCUUGACAAACACCAUGUAUCAGAAUAUGAUGAUGGAACAUGAAAAUCAGUGUGUUAUCAUCAGUGGAGAGAGCGGGGCGGGUAAGACAGUUUCUGCAAAACACAUCAUGAACUUCAUUUCUAAAGCUUCUGGUAAAGGAUCAGCAAAAGUUGAGAAUAUCAAGGACAUCAUCAUUCAAUCCAAUCCCUUACUGGAAGCCUUUGGUAAUGCCAAGACCACGAGGAACAACAACUCAAGCAGAUUUGGUAAAUUUAUGGAAAUCCAAUUUAACUAUUCCGGUCAUCCCGAUGGAGGAAAGGUUUCAAACUUUCUACUAGAAAAGUCCCGUGUAGUGACUUUGAACCAGAAUGAGAGGAACUAUCAUGUCUUCUAUCAGUUACUUGCUGGCUGCGCAAAAGAAAAUCGAACUGAUGUCGGAAUAGAGGUCACCAAACCAGAGACUUAUUACUAUCUGAACCAGACUGGUGUUUACACAGUGGACGGCACUAACGACACUGAUGAUUACCAUGAUUUAAUAAAAGCCAUGACUGUGGUAGGAUUUGACCUGCAGACUCAAGGGACCAUUCUCAAACUGGUGUCGGCCAUCUUACAUCUCGGUAAUGUGCAGUUUAAAGAAGAAAGUAACGUGGCUGUACCUAUCAAUGACGACCUGUUAACCAUGCCCGCGAAACUGCUCAGUGUCAACAAGGAUUUACUCAAGGAGAAACUGGUUAGCACCGUAAUGGAAGCCAGAUGGGGAGGCAAAGUUGAAAUCACCAAGAAGACAAACAACGCUGAACAGGCUCAGUUUGCUCGUGAUGCUUUGGCGAAAGCACUAUAUUCACAGGUUUUUGAUUAUCUUGUUCGGAGUAUAAACGAGGCAAUGUCAAAAGAGAAAGACGAAAUGUCUAUUGGUGUACUUGAUAUCUAUGGCUUUGAGAUUUUUGAGAACAAUCAAUUUGAGCAGUUUGCCAUCAACUUUGUCAAUGAAAAGCUGCAGCAAAUAUUUAUUGAGCUUACACUUAAAACGGAACAGGAGGAAUAUGUACAAGAAGGAAUCCCAUGGCAGGAAGUCAAGUACUUUAACAACAAAACAGUCUGCGAACUUAUUGAGAGCAAGCGUCCCCCAGGUGUUAUGAGCACUCUUGAUGACGUCUGCAGUACAAUGCACGCAAAGACCGAAGGCUCGGAGAAAACUCUAAUGGAGAAACUUCGAGCAGUUGUGGCUUCAAAUAAAGACUUCAGUCGUUAUUUCAGAGCGCAGUCAAACUAUUUUACGAUCACCCACUACGCUGGAAAUGUGGAUUAUGAAGCCAAAGGAUUUUGUGAGAAAAACAAAGAUAUACUCUCAAACGAUAUGGUUGUAUUAAUGCGGUCUAGUGAGGAUGCAUUUGUUAAGGACCUGUUCCCUGUAGUUGCGAACCCUGAUAGCGGAGGUGGGCGUCGUGGUGGUGCGAAAUCAAAUACUGCUGGAGCAAAGAUUAAGUCCCAGGCGGCAGCUCUGAUCACCAAGAUUAUGUCAUGUACCCCUCAUUACGUUCGUUGUAUCAAACCCACUGAGUCCAAGAAACCGCUGGACUGGGACGACCAGAGAGUUCUUCAUCAGAUUCAAUACCUCGGUUUAAAAGAAAACAUUCGCGUCAGACGAGCCGGAUUUGCAUUUCGUCGUCAGUUUGAACUGGUCGUGCGCAGAUACGGUAUUGUUUCCCCUGAAGUGAACAACUGCUGGACUGGUGACCCAGCCGAAGGUUGUAAAUUAGUCAUGAGAGAUUCUGGCAUCGAUCCUUCUCGAUGGAAAAUUGGCAAAACAAAGUUGUUUCUCAAAGAACCAAAUACACUUAAUGAACUGGAGGAUAUAAAAAAUAAAAUCCUGGAGAAGUACUGUGUCAAAAUUCAAGGUGUUUAUCGGACCUACAGGCUGCGCAAAAGGUUUCUAAGGAUACGGAAAGGUGUUGUUGUGAUUCAGAAGUGUUAUCGUCGAUACAGGGACCGCCAUAUUCUCGGCAGGAUGAUUGCCAUUAAGAAAUUGUUAAAAGAGGUCGAUGUGCUUGGUGAUAAGAAGAAGAGAAGAGAUUCAUGGGAUAUGGGCUUCAAAGGAGACUACAUCGGUUUUCAGAACCAAAAACCUCUGCAGAAAAUCAUGGCGGAUACCAGGGUUGAGUUUGCGGCUGAAGUCAAUAAAUACAGCCGUGAUGGGAAGGAACAAGAUCGCCUCCUUAUUUUGACAACGAGUUGCUUAUACGUCAUUACUCAAACGAAUUCCUCUUUCACAGUUAGACGGAAGCUACCCAUGACUAACAUAAAUCAUGUAACAGUGAGCCCCAAUGACGACUCUUUCUUUGUACUUCAUGCCAAGGAAUAUGAUAACAUAUUUGAAUGUGGCAUGCUUCCUGAAGCUCUAAACAGAUUAGCUGUUGUGUAUCAACUGGAGAGAAACUCUGAGCUGCAACUUAAUGUGUCUGACAAGGUUGAUUUUCACAUAAAAGGAGGAGAUGUCCGCCAUGUUUGUUUCUUAGAAAAAGGCGAAUCGAAAUUAAAAACGUCACCGUCUAAAAAUACGUUUACUGUUGCUGCUGAUGUAGGUUCUUUAGUUGAAGAUGUCGAAAUUCCUGGAGUGCAAACUGAGAAAAUUCCAAGCAUUAGUAUGUCCGUUGACAAAGUCGAGCGGAAACUGAGUUCCACAUAUGGUGUCAAUGCUCCAGAUCCCAGCGCUUUCUCAGCUGUGGUUAAAGCAAUAUUCGGUCCGUCAGGGGGAAGCGUGAAAUGCAAAGAAGUACUUGUAGACCUUCCAGAAGGCUCCUUGACAUCAGAAACUAAAGAAGUUUGUAUUCAGCUGUGCAGAGACAAAAAGCAAGUUGUCCCACUUAGCGACGCGGAAAAGAUUGUCAGCCAUGUGGUGGAACUCAGCCCCCUUGGAAAGCCAUUGUGUAUGUUUGCUGAGCUUUGUCUACCUAUUGAAGAGAACGUUGAGGCGAGCCAUGCACAGUUUCUUCGUUGGACCCCAACACAAUCAGGAGAGAAAGCUAACUGGAGUGACGUCUUUGUUUGUGACAAGAAACACCGCUCUGAUGAGAGUCAAAUCGCUCUUGAAUUUAGCGAGGGCAAGGCAAGGGUGUUCACUAAACAUUUUGGAAUAUUUGGCAUAAUUGCUACCGAGGAACCCAAAGCACAUGAUACACCUACAUUGCUUCAACGAAUAGGAAACAUGUUUAAGAGAGGCGACACGCAAACACAUAUUUCUGACACUGAGGAUAGCUGUGCAACAUCCCCAUCAGCUGAUCCAGCUGUGACCCCGCCUCCUGUGUCCCCUGUAUCCUCUAUCCCACCUCCAAACCCAGGCCCUUCCGCCCCUGCUCCGCCCAAUCCGGACCCUCCCUCCACUGGCUCAGCGCCACCUCCUCCCCCUCCCCCUCCUAAACCUUCUUCAGUCUCGGCUCCAUCUUCUAAAACUUCAAAGGGAGAUAAAUCACUGGCUACUCAGUUGGCAGCACGCAAGAAAAAGAUGGAUUGUUGA